Messenger RNA from Neomonachus schauinslandi (Hawaiian monk seal), 1848 nucleotides. RefSeq names its product testis associated actin remodelling kinase 2 (gene TESK2). Gene Ontology annotation, cellular component: nucleus; cytoplasm. The record is from RefSeq and is a predicted model, not a curated record. Bases 81 to 1793 code for a protein of 570 amino acids. Gene Ontology annotation, biological process: actin cytoskeleton organization; protein phosphorylation. NCBI's taxonomy places the organism in Eukaryota, Metazoa, Chordata, Mammalia, Carnivora, Phocidae. The transcript is spliced from 10 exons. Gene Ontology annotation, molecular function: protein serine/threonine kinase activity; ATP binding.
GGAAGAGAAGUAAAACUCAACAAAAUUUUAUUAUGUGUGGAAUUCCUUCUUAAAAGAAGAAAAAAGUGAUUAUUGAGACUAUGGAUCGGAGCAAACGGAAUUCAAUUGCAGGCUUUCCUCCACGUGUGGAGCGUCUUGAAGAUUUUGAAGGAGGUGGUGGAGGAGAUGGGAACAUGACCCAAGUGGGAAGAGUUUGGCCAUCUUCAUAUCGAGCUCUUAUAAGUGCCUUUUCUAGACUGACGCGUUUAGAUGACUUCACCUGUGAAAAAAUAGGGUCUGGCUUCUUCUCUGAAGUGUUCAAGGUGCGCCACCGAGCUUCUGGCCAGGUGAUGGCUCUUAAGAUGAACACAUUGAGCAGUAACCGGGCAAACAUGCUGAAAGAAGUUCAGCUCAUGAAUAGACUCUCCCAUCCCAACAUCCUUAGGUUCAUGGGUGUGUGUGUACAUCAAGGACAAUUGCAUGCACUUACAGAGUAUAUCAACUCUGGAAACCUGGAACAGUUGCUAGACAGUAACCUGCAUUUGCCGUGGACUGUGAGGGUGAAACUGGCCUAUGACAUAGCAGUGGGCCUCAGCUACCUUCACUUCAAAGGCAUUUUCCAUCGAGAUCUCACAUCUAAGAACUGCCUGAUAAAGAGGGAUGAGAAUGGUUACUCUGCAGUGGUAGCUGACUUUGGCCUGGCUGAGAAGAUUCCUGACGUCAGCAUGGGGAGUGAGAAGCUGGCCGUGGUGGGCUCACCCUUCUGGAUGGCACCUGAGGUUCUCCGAGAUGAGCCCUAUAAUGAAAAGGCGGACGUGUUCUCUUACGGUAUCAUCCUCUGUGAGAUCAUCGCCCGCAUCCAGGCUGAUCCGGACUAUCUUCCCCGCACAGAGAACUUCGGGCUAGACUAUGACGCUUUCCAGCAUAUGGUGGGAGACUGUCCCCCAGACUUUCUGCAGCUCACCUUCAACUGCUGUAAUAUGGACCCCAAACUGCGCCCAUCCUUCACGGAGAUUGGGAAGACCCUGGAGGAAAUUCUGAGCCAUCUACAGGAAGAAGAGCUGGAGACGGACAGGAAGCUGCAGCCCACAGCCAAGGGACUCUUGGAGAAAGGACCUGGGGUGAAGCGACUGAGCUUACUGGAUGACAAGAUCCCUCCCAAGUCCCCACGCCCAAGACGCACUAUCUGGUUGUCUCGAAGCCAGUCAGACAUCUUCUCCCGUAAGCCCCCACGUACAGUGAAUGUCUUGGACCCGUACUACCGGCCACAACAAGGUGGUGCUGCCUGCACCCCCAAAAUCAACCCUUUCAGUGCUCGCCAGGACCUCAAGGGUGGCAAGAUCAAGUUCUUUGACCUGCCCAGCAAGUCUGUCAUCUCCCUGGUAUUUGACUUGGAUGCACCAGGGCCCGGAACUCUGCCUGUGGCUGACUGGCAGGAGCCCCUGGCUCCUGAAAAACGCCGGUGGCGUUCUUUGCCUGGUUCACCAGAGUUCUUGCAUCGAGAGGCCUGUCCAUUUGUGGGCCGAGAAGAAUCACUAUCUGAUGGGCCCCCACCACGCCUCAGUAGUCUCAAGUACAGAGUGAGAGAGAUCCCGCCAUUCCGAGCAUCUGCCCUCCCAGCUGCUCCGGCCCAUGAAGCCAUGGACUGCUCCGGUCCCCAAGAAGAAAAUGGUUUUGGGCCCAGGCCCCAGGGGGCCAGUCCAUGCCUUGCAGGUGCCUCUGAGGAAAUGGAGGUAGAAGAAGAAAGGCCAAGAGGCUUGGCUCCAGUCCCUUUCUCUGUCUCAGGCAUAGGCCUGAAAACCCAGGGAAAAUAGGAUGGGUGAGAGGGGUUAGUCCCCAGCUCACCUUGGGGGUGGACCUUCCUUUGAA